UGGAGGAUGGGAAAAGAAUGGAGCUGUCACAGCUACUCAAUGAGAUCAGGGCAAACUAUGAAAAGCUCCUCACCAGAAAUCAGAUAGAGACCGUGCUCUCAACAAGAAUCCAGGUAAUGAUUUCAUACAGGCAGGCACCUUCCAGGAUAAGGAGACAAUCCAUGUCUAUCCAAUUCCUGUCCCGGCCUCUCUGAGCUAGAAGAAGAUAUAAGCAAAAAAAUGGACAAAGAUGAAGAGGCCUUAAAAGCAGCUCAAGCAGAACUCAAGGAAGCUCGGCGCCAGUGGCACCACCUGCAAGUGGAAAUUGAAUCUCUCCAUGCUGUGGAAAGAGGCCUUGAAAACUCUCUCCAUGCCAGUGAGCAACAUUACCAGAUGCGGCUGCAAGACCUAGAGGCCGUGAUUGAAGGACUAGAAAAAGAGCUACAGGAAGUAAGGUGUGGCAUCGAAAAGCAGCUUCAAGAACAUGAGAUGCUUCUCAAUACGAAGAUGAGGCUAGAACAAGAAAUAACAACUUAUCGCCAGCUCCUAGAAAAGGAAGAAAUCAGAUAUUAUGGUUCUAUCCAAGGAGGGAAAAAAGAACGAAAACCUACUACGAGUAGAGUUGGCUUUGUUUUACCUUCAGCCAUUAUCAAUGAAAUAUCUUUUUCAACAAGACUCCCACAAAAGUUUGAGGAUGAAAAAGUGGAAACAGUGACCAAACAGGCAAUAUUAAAUGGAAAUGUGAAGGAGAGUACUGAGGCUCAUGGCACUAUUCAGACAGAGAAAGUGGAUGAAGUUAUUAAAGAAUGGGAAGGUUCCUUCUUUAAAGAUAACCCUCGAUUAAGGAAAAAAUCCGUUUCUCUUCGAUUUGAUCUUCAUUUAGCAGCUACCGAUGAAGGGUGUUUACAGACUAAGCAGGACAACCUACCAGAUAUAGAAGUCAGGCUUAUCAUGAGAAGGUCGUGCAGUAUCCCCUCAAUCAAACAUCCAUCAGCAGGUAAUUAAUCCAAAGGCAGUACUUGACUUGAUUUGAAAACCCAUGAUAUUAGGCUGGAUCCAGGUGGGACAUGCUAACCGUCACCUGUCCCAAAAUGUAAGUUAUUAAGUACAUUAUGUUAUAAUUAAUGUAUGACUCACUUGAAUGGAAAGAAGAAAAGUAAGGGACAAUACUUCGAUGAAUCUAAUUAUGGCUAUAUUUUUGAAGAGGGAAGAGCUCCAAAAUAAAAUCAGAAAUUAA
This is a messenger RNA of Erinaceus europaeus (western European hedgehog), 1216 nucleotides long. It is a transcript of the gene KRT222, whose product is annotated as keratin 222. NCBI's taxonomy places the organism in Eukaryota, Metazoa, Chordata, Mammalia, Eulipotyphla, Erinaceidae. The record is from RefSeq and is a predicted model, not a curated record. The transcript has 6 exons. Bases 220 to 984 code for a protein of 254 amino acids. Gene Ontology annotation, molecular function: structural molecule activity.